Molecule: messenger RNA, 1046 nt
Organism: Pteronotus mesoamericanus
Lineage: Eukaryota; Metazoa; Chordata; Mammalia; Chiroptera; Mormoopidae
Gene: WBP2NL
Product: WBP2 N-terminal like
Exons: 6
Coding region: 1-969 (322 amino acids)
Biological process (GO): positive regulation of DNA-templated transcription
Cellular component (GO): nucleus
Molecular function (GO): chromatin DNA binding; transcription coactivator activity
Source: RefSeq, a predicted model, not a curated record
AUGGCGGUGAACCAGAACCACACCGAAAACCGCCGAGGGGCCAUCAUCCCUGAUGGCGAAAGUGUCUUGAUGCAUUCUUGUGAUGUGGACCUCUCCUUCCCACGGCAACCAGAGGGAUCUAAUCUCUUUAGUGGUACGAAGAGGGGAACAUUGUUUCUCACUUCAUACCGGGUGAUCUUUGUGACUUCACACUCGGUCAAUGAUCCCAUGUUUUCUUUUAUGAUGCCAUUUGAUCUGAUGAGUAACUGCACCAUUGAACAACCAAUCUUUUCUGCCAACUACAUUAAAGGAACCAUUCAGGCAGCCCCAGGUGGUGGCUGGGAAGGACAGGCUACUUUUAAGUUAUCUUUCAGAAGAGGAGGUGCCAUCCAGUUUUCCCAGUUGCUGAUGAAAGCUGCCUCUGCUGCUGCCCAAGGAGUUCCACUUAGAAGUAUAAAUUACUGGUUUGACACUUCAGGACUGCUUAUCACUACUGGGCAGGAGAGUCUGAGGUGUAACCAACGGCUGCCUUGUCCAGUUGUUGUCUAUGAGCCCCAACCUGUGAGAUAUGAAGCCCCACUGGGGGCAUCUGGAGCCCCACCUGCCGGAUACGGAGGCCCACCUGCAGGAUACGGAGGCCCACCUGCAGGAUACGGAGGCCCACCUGCCGGAUACGGAGGCCCACCUGCAGGAUACGGAGGCCCACCUGCCGGAUACGGAGGCCCACCUGCAGGAUACGGAGGCCCACCUGCCGGAUACGGAGGCCCACCAGAAGGAUCAGAAGCCCUGCCUGUGAGAUAUGGAGCCCCACCAGCAGGAUAUGGAACCCCGCCUGCAGGAUAUGGAACCCCACCAGAUAGAAAUGAAUUUCCACCUACUAGAAAUAGAGCUGGGUCCCACAAAUCUGUGGCUGCCCAGCCUGCUGGACAUGAGUCUUCUAUUCCUUCCACCUCAUCUUCUCAGGCCCAUUUACCACCUUCUGUGAAGUAAAGCCUGGAGACUCACCAAGCAAAGUGGCACCCUAAAACUGAAGUCAGGAUAAGAAAGACGACUCAGGUAUGUGUUUA